AUGGCCGAUACUGAAGCAACCAAGCCCACCGUCGAUGCUACCGCCACGGAGCCGACCGCCGAGGCCGAGGCCGAGAACGACCCCCAGUUUGAGCCCGUCAUCAAGCUCGAGCAGCAAGUAGAGGUCAAGACGCACGAGGAGGACGAGUCGGUCCUCUUCAAGAUGCGCGCCAAGCUGUUCCGAUUCGACAAGGAGGCCAAGGAGUGGAAGGAGCGCGGCACCGGCGACGUCCGCCUGCUCGAGCACAAGGAGACCAACAAGGUCCGCCUCGUCAUGAGGAGAGACAAGACCCUCAAGGUCUGCGCCAACCACUACGUCACCUCCGACAUGAAGCUCUCGCCAAACGUCGGCUCGGACCGAUCCUGGGUGUACAACGUGGCCGCCGACGUCGCCGACGGCGAGCCAACCGCCGAGACGCUCGCCAUCCGAUUCGCCAACUCUGAGAACGCGCAAGCCUUCAAGACGGCAUUCGAGGAGGCGCAGACCAAGAACGCCGGCUCCAAGUCGACCGACGCUCCGGCCCAGGACGCCCCUGCCGCCACCGAGGAGAAGAAGGACGAGGCUGCCGACGAGAAGAAGGACGAGUAG
This is a messenger RNA of Pseudozyma flocculosa PF-1, 588 nucleotides long. RefSeq lists its product as uncharacterized. NCBI's taxonomy places the organism in Eukaryota, Fungi, Basidiomycota, Ustilaginomycetes, Ustilaginales, Ustilaginaceae. Bases 1 to 588 code for a protein of 195 amino acids. Gene Ontology annotation, molecular function: GTPase activator activity. Gene Ontology annotation, biological process: nucleocytoplasmic transport. The transcript is spliced from 5 exons. Gene Ontology annotation, cellular component: cytoplasm; nuclear pore. The record is from RefSeq and is a predicted model, not a curated record.